CGCAAAACCGGCCACAUUUCUUCCUUGCGCUUCGAGCCAAAUUUACCACUUUAUCCUUUUAGGUUCCCUAUUUAUAAAAACCCAGAACCGGAUGAGAUAUUUCACAUUAUCCUCCUCUUCGGCUCACCUUGUUCUUCUUCUACAGUUCUACUUGAGUUUUUCAACCAUGGACGUCAUUUCCCGGCAGCACCCGCAGUCGACUCUGAACCCGAACGCUCCGAUGUUCGUUCCGUCGGCUUAUCGGACGGUGGAGGACUUCUCCGCCGAGUGGUGGGCCCUGGUUCAGUCCUCCCCUUGGUUCCGCGACUACUGGCUCCAGGAGAACUUCCAGGAUCCCCAGAAUGACCCCUUCUUUUCCGAUAUUCCCGACGACUCCGACUACAUCGACGACCUCUUCGACGAGGAACACUACCCCACCGCCACCAACAACAACGCACAACCGGAGGUGGUGGAGGAGGAAGAAGAGGAGGAGAAAGACUAUCACAAGGAGCUGGUUUCGUUGGGACUGUUGAAGUGGCCGAAGGGUCGAGCUGUGGCGAAGGCGCCGAGGUUUAUAGAGAAAGCUCCGAAGAUUGUGAAUGUCAAAGUGAGUCCCAGGGCGAUUCAGCAGCCGAGGUAGACCGAGUUCAGCGACUCUUUUGACUCACCCGGUUUUGUAAAUACUAUGCAAUGAUUUUAGCUUUCGGAUCUUUGUAGUUCUUGUAAUUUGCAGCCCUUGUACUUUGUGUUUGAGCAAUAAAGAUAACUAAUUUCCGAUCAUGUUU
This is a messenger RNA of Rosa chinensis, 764 nucleotides long. RefSeq names its product protein EARLY RESPONSIVE TO DEHYDRATION 15. The coding region runs from base 92 to 619 and encodes 175 amino acids. Lineage: Eukaryota; Viridiplantae; Streptophyta; Magnoliopsida; Rosales; Rosaceae. The transcript has 3 exons. The record is from RefSeq and is a predicted model, not a curated record.